AUGGCGAACUUCUUCCUGUGCCUUGUAAUCCAGCGAUUGGUUCUGCCGCUCAUUCUGGCAACAUGUUUGCUGAUGAGGCCGGUAGGACUAGCACUUCCGUACUUGAUCUUCCUGCUUGCGAUACCGUAUGUGCCUGUGGCGAACAAAAAAACUAUCCAGGGACCAACCGGGCUCUUCUUGCGGCUGCUGAUACUGUUCGUCGUCCUGAUACUGGUGGCCGUGAUCACCUUCCAGCUGGUGCUGAUCGGGUUUCCAGAAACGUCGUUCCAGAGCUGCCAGCUGGGCGAGAUCGUGCUGCGGCACAUCGGACUGGUGUCCUUUAACGGGCUCGAUCCAUGGAUGGUGGUGUACUGGAUGGCACCGGAGAUAAUUCUCGCCAUCAGUACGAUCACCAUCCUCGUCGUGCUCCGGAAGCUAACCGGUGCGUCCGGUGGUCGUCGGCCGACCAACGCUACGCCGGAUGCGACGGAACAGGGCACGAACAGCUCGCUACACGAAUCGGUGGUAACGGCAGAAGAUGAACCACCGGGAUCAGCGGUGGUCAGCCCGGAACGGUUGCCGUUCUUCACGAAGCUCGGUGUGCUGCUGUCGAUGUGCAUGCUGUGCGUCGCCGGAGUCCUGCAACCGUCCGCCCCGAGCGGGGUCUACUUCCUCGUGUUCCUGGGGGCCGCCUCCUGGUGGGCCUGCUACAAACAGUUAGAUAGGGCAUUCGGAAUAGUUUUAAAAGUAACACUAGCGUUUCUAGUCACGCACAUCGUGAUAUUUCUAACGUACCAGAACCCUUGGCCGCAGGAGUUUCUGCCGUACAAUGGGACGGUGGCCCGCGUGCUCGCCCUGAAGCCCAUCCUUAGCUCGUCGUGCGACCUGGCGAACGGAACCGACAUCCGGGACGUGCACUUCAACGCCAGUCUCGACACCGACGUUUACCUCAAUCCCAUUUUUCUGUUCUUAUGUUACUACUGCGUAACGAUGACGUCGUCGCUGUUACUGCGAACAAGAAGCGACACGGAGAAGGAGAAAAAGCGGCAGGAUCUGUCGAGUCAGCUCGAAAACGGUAUUCGGCUGCAAAACCAAAUCUCCUUCCGUAUGCACCGCAAGAACAUCUUGCGCAAAACGCUCACAAGCGAUCGGUGGCGUGGCGCUGCGCGGAAGGUUAAACUGAUGCGCCGUGGAACGCACCGAAUACGGGAUGCGUCGGCCGCGGACGGCAAAGGAACUGCUCAAACCGAUCAAAUAGCAUUAGACACGUUAGAUACUAAAGCCGCGAAUGUAAAUAUUUCAGAAGAGGAAGAACCGUCCAGCAUCUUCGAGCAAGCGUUGCUGGCCGUACGGAAUGUUGCCUCGUACAUCUACAUGAAUAGUUACAUCUUUACGAACGUCAUCAUGAUGGUUUGGAGUAUCAUGUACCACAGCUGGUUAACGUUCGUGCUCCUAAUCUGGGCCAACCUGAUCUGGAUUCUUCCGAACCACCGGAAAAAUAUGCUAAACUCCAGCCCGGUCCUGGUGAUCUACGCGGAGCUCCUUCUGUUGGCACAAUUCCUGUACGGUAUGAACCUAACGGAGGCCGAACUACCGACCGUGAUCGAUGGAUCGGGCAUUAAUUUGGAGCAGCUUGGUUUUGUGCGACGCCUCGAGUAUCCGUGUGUGCCGCUGCUCGUGAAGUCACUCUUCACCACCAUGUUCUGGAUCUCGUUGCGUCAGCAAAUCCAGGAGAAACACACCGAGCGGCGCGAAUCCAUGAUCGCCAACAUGGCGGCACCACUGCAGGUUCCGGUUGGGGCCGCCACGACGGCGGCCACCGGUCCAGCGUCGGCCACUGAUCGGGCCCAGGAGAAAAAGUCAUCUGCCGUGCUGACUCGAAUAGCAAAGUUUUUUAAAUCAUUCAUGAUCAAGUUCUGGAUCUGGGUGGUUGCCUUCACGCUCUUCCUAUCCGCCAUCAUCGGCAACCGGAUGACCGUCUUCCGGAUCGUUUACAUGGUACUGUUUCUGAUAUUUGUGCUUACAUUCCAGUUUUCGUUCAAAGUUUGGCGAAAGAUGAUGUACUCGUUCUGGUUGACGGUGAUCGUGUACUCGAUGUCCAUUCUGGUACUCGUUUACGUGCAUCAGUUCGAACAGUUUCCACGGUAUUGGGCGGCCAUUGGGAUAUCGAAAGAAUUACAAGAAGACAUUGGGCUAGAAAUUUUCAAAACCGGCCAACUGUUCCUGCACCUGGUUAACCCGACGUUGGUCGUUAUUAUAACUGUGAUUCAGCUGCAUUACUGUCAUGAUCGAUUUUUGAUCAUCAGCGAAAUUCCGUCCGUUCGUACUGAUACCGAGACAGAGGAACCCGUUACGGAGGGAAAUGCGUCCGCCUACGGAACGUUUCCGGGUGCUCCGAACCAACCGCACGACGUCGGGUCCGCUGAAACCGUGGUGAAAGAAGACGAGCAACCGAAAUCACCUCCCCUUUCCGCGAGGGAAGACGAUGGUUACGAAAAGUUGGAAGACUUUCGGUUCCGCAAGCUGUCGCGCCAGGAAAUAACGAGCUUUGCGCGGACCGCAUUCAAAGAGAUGCUCUGGUUGAUCGAACUGACGUGGCUCUUCUUCGAGAUCCACAUGCCAAAGAUCAUGCUGAUCGUGGCGUUCUCGCUGAGCGUGAAUUCGGUCAAUUUUUUGCACUUGCUGUACGUGGUGCUCUCGGUGUUCACCGUGAAGGCGCACACGACCGGAAAGCACACGGUGAUGCACCGUCAGCUGGUGAAAAUUACCCGCAUAAUGUCACUAUUCUCAGCUCUGAUGCUGAUUCUGACCAUGAUCUAUCAGGUGAAGUACAUUAAGGAGGAAAAUUUCCAAAGCGAAUGCCCGAACAUCGACGCAAACGCCACGCAAAUGGAGAUGAACAACGCGAAGUGGUUCGGAAUGGAGAAAGCAGGGACGGGGCAGACGCUUUCCGAUUUGUUGCGACCGUACCUGACGUAUCUCAUCAUCGUAACGGUACACGCCGUGACGGUGCUACGUCAAACGAUACAUCGCAUCCGGCUGGGACAAUCGCCCAAAACGCCGGAACUGAUGUUCCGCGAGAUUGUGCGCGAGGACGCCGACAAGGACAUUCCGCGGAUGGUCAAGUAUCUGUUCAAUUAUGGGUUCUUCAAGUUUGGCGUCGAAAUAACGCUCGUUGCACUGAUCGUUACCAUCGGCCAUCGGAUGGAUGUACUGUCGGUCGUGUACGCCGUCUGGUUGGCGGCAUUGUUCCCGCUGAGCCGUCAAGCUUUGCAACGUGUUUGGCAAGCCCUUUCGUGGUUCCUCGUGGUGAUCAUACCGCUGCAGUACUUGCUGUUCAUUGGGCUGCCCCCAUUGGCGUGCGUUGACUAUCCGUGGAUCAUUCCGCAGCUGGAUCACUUUCGAACGUGGGCCAUGCUGCCGGAAAAUACUGCCGAGUUUCGGGCGGCUGCACCGAAGAUGGUGGCCGAUUUUGUGCUGCUGAUUUUGCUGUGUCGCCAGACGGUGGUGUUUCGGUUGGACUCGCUGGCACCGCCCAACUACGGUGGUGGCAGUAAUCAGUCGGUGCUGGAAGACUUCCGCAAACUGGACGAGGGCGUGUUCCAGAAUCCGACACCCGACUUCAUUACGAAAACACGCAACUGGCUUGAUGUGCUGAAGCGAGGGUUGUUUCUGGUGUUCUUCUGGUUCACGCUGGCCAUCGUAUUUCUGAGUGGAUCCAGCCGCGUCAAUCUCUUCUCGAUCGGUUACCUGAUCGGAGCGUUCUUCUUCCUGUGGCAGGGAACGGACUUUUAUCUGCACUCCAUCGAGUACAUCCUCAAACGCUGGAACAUCCUGAUCUGGUACAAUGUGUUUGUCGUGACAUCGAAGGCGUUACUGCAACUCUUUGGUUGCCUGUUCCUUGAUCAGAUGAUGAACAACGCCUGCUGGGUGAUGCAACUGUUCGGCGUGACCUGUCUGUCAUCAUCCCUUCCGCCACCGCCAGCCGGAACAACGGACCCGAGUGAACAGCAAUGCAAUAUGCCCGAUCCGUCCGAUGCCGGGUUGUUUUGGGAUGGAAUGUGCUUUGCCUUCCUUCUGCUGCAACGACGCAUAUUCUCAAGCCACUACUUCUGUCACAUCAUCAACGAAUCGAAAGCGAGCAAAUAUCUGGCCUCAAGAGGCGCGGAACUGAUUGAAGAGCUUCGCAUCAAAGAGAGCACCCUGGAAGCGGAACGGGAGCGACAAAUCCUGGAGAAAAUCAAAGCCAAAAUGGAUCGCAUUAAAGCGACACAGCAAAGAAUUCUGGAGUCGGUGCAAGAUCCUGCCACCCAUGCCAUAGGAUACCAUACGCCGAUCGAGGACGAAAUAGCAGGCAAUUCGAUGUUUAUCGAGGGUGAAGGUCUCUCGGAUAUGCCGUCGGACAACGGAGGUCUAACGGUGGGGCGCGGAUCGUAUCAAACGCAGGUACCAUCGCCCAGUUCAGCUCUGAUGCCAUCGUCGCUGGAUGCGUAUUUGGAUCCACAGCGAAUGUCGUUCGAUUCGCCCAACGAUCUGAUGGCAAGGGUUUGUAGCCCAGACGAUACGUUUCCCGUGUUUUCGCCGCCUCCAUUCGAAAGGGAUCACCACGCUGCUCCUGCUACUGCGAACACGUUGAUGCCGCCCAGCAAGACCUCCCUACAGCACCGCCAACACCGGCGACAAUCCAGCCUUAAUGCUGUAUCGUGGCCGGCGAACCACGAGCUUACCGUUAGCCCGAAAAUGCAGCAUCGAAUCGUUGGUGAAGCGAAUGAAGAAGAGGAUCAACAACCAGCUCAAUCGCCGCGAUCACCUCGUUCACCCCGUUCGGCCACCUUUGCACCGAACCAACCACGCCACCGGCGGCUCUCGAGUAUGGGCUCUGGCUCGGGUGUGCCGGAUGAACCGAUCGGGGUUGACGGUGGUGGACGACGGCGGUCAAGCUUCUUGGUGUCACUGUACGUGGACGAUGACACACGGUACGAUGACGCUACGACCACCGCGAACGGUGGCAUCUCCCGAAGGCGGUCGCGGACGCGCAGUUUUUGGGGCCCGGUUGGCGAAGCUGCAUUGCGCGAUUCGAUUCGCUCCGCUCGUUCUCGCUCUCCCGUUUCCCAUCACGAAUAUACUGUCGACCAUAGGUCAAGUUUGAAGCGCAAAAUAUCGGAACACAGACCAACGGCGAUACGAUCUGGAGAUUACUACAUGUUCGAGGAUGUGGAGCAGGAGUUCGAGUUGGAAAUGAUCGAGGCGCGCGAUCGCGACGAUGACGAUCUCGAUGACAAAUCACCGACGGUGCGAAGGCUUAGCCAAAGAUUGACCCUUAGCAAGCUGGCUGCACAGUUGAAGCGGAAGAGAAUGCAAGAGUUGCAUGCCAUUGCACGCGGCAAAGCGGAUGAUAACGACGGCACGACCAGAGAUCCGACAUCUAGUGGUGCUCCAGUCGCAGGCACGGAUCCACUCAAGCGGCGCCGUCUUUCGUCGCCGGUCGUCUACCGUCGGCCAAGGUCCGAUGCCGGUGACCAGAGCGGCGGUCCUGGUACCACCGAGGGCGAUGAUAACGCCGCGGCCGUAGCAGAGCGAUCUGCAAUUUCCGAACCAAUACCACGUCAUACUCAUUCUGGUCCACGGCUACGCAAACCGACCACCGCCGAUGACCUGGAUGAACAGCAAGCCGGUACCAGUAAGGAGCUGCACGCUCAGCAUUCCAUCACGGAUGAAGAAGCGCGCCUGCUGAGCGACGAGGAAGAGGAAGCUGAUGGUGGCAAGCCACCGCCGGUGGAGGAAAAGAAGAGCAAAUUUUCACUGUCCGGGCUGGCGCUUAUCCCGGCCUUCCUGGCCGGUGCGAUCGGUUCGCUGACGCUACGGUUACACCGUGUUUCGCGUAACUAUCGCUACGUGAUGCGCGUACUGACGCGCGAAAAGCAGGACCUCAAGGAAACACCCGGUUUCGGGGUUGGCAUUCGGGAUAAGGACGGUGUGUGGACACACUACGUCUCGAGAUCGGGCAGCAGUCACGCAGAGGCCGACUCACAGUCACGAUCAAGUAGCGGUAGUCUAAUGUCCCGCCACGGUUCUCCCACCGCCAGUAGCCGGCAUGUACACAGUAGUAACGCUAACCAUGAUCACCCGGAACCGGUGUCGAUUCCACCUUCGCCAGCCAUAUCGUCCAUCACAACACAGCCGGCCACUGCCACCAGCGGACCCAGACAGACAACGCUGCGCGACGAACAAGACUACACUGUACAGCAGCGCGAUACAGGACUGCAUCAGGUCGGUGGAUUGGGUGUAGCGUUAGCGAUGAUCAGCCGUAAAGAUCCGCUAAAGGACGACAAAACCGAUGGAAGCUCAACGGAUGCCAUCAAGCGCACACUAGACGAGGUUAGUUCCGAGGAGGAUUUUACCACCCGGAAACACUCGCUGAUCGUGGAACUGCUCCAGGCGGCGUGGUACGCCAUAAUGUCGCACACAGAUUUUAUUUGCUACUUGGUAGUGUUCCUCAAUCAGAUUAAUUCGGCCAGUUUGCUCUCGCUGCCACUGCCACUGAUGGUGACGCUAUGGGGUACGCUAACGUUUCCGCGGCCCUCACAAACUUUCUGGACCAAGCUGAUAGCGUACACCCAGACGGUGGUGCUCAUCAAGUGUAUCUGUCAGUUCGAGAUGCUCUGGUGGAACCAGACGCCGAUCGCAUCCAAUCAACCGUUCCACCUGGCGCGCCUGUUCGGCAUCGAACGAAAGAACGGAUACGCCACGUACGAUCUGAUACUGUUGCUGAUGCUGUUCUGCCAUCGGUUCAUCCUGAAAUCACUCGGACUGUGGAAAUCGGACCCCACGGAGGAGCCCUCCCUCAGGGAAGGCAUGUACCAAGUCGAUCCGAAUGACGAGCGCACCAAAGCGAUGAUGCUGAUGGCCGAAGAGAACGAGAAAACCCGAGACACGUUUGAGGUUCGGCAGAAAGACGAGCUUGCGGGAUUGUCGAUGGUAAAAGUUAACGAAACAGCAGGUCCGAUGCCCCCGGAUGAUGAGCCACACAGCGAGACCACACAGCUGUGUGUUUCCAUCCAGCCGGAACCGAUCAAAAAGUACUACCCGCAGAUAGUGAAGGAAUCGUUCGGGAACUACACUUCCUCGCUGAAAGCGUUCUUCAGCCAGCUGCUGGAUCGCCAGUCGCGCAAAACGGCUGACGUGUACGGAUACAUGUUCCUCUGUGAUUUCGUGAACUUUUUCGUCAUUCUGUUUGGAUUCUCUGCAUUUGGGACACAAGAAGGAGACGGUGGCGUGCUGUCGUAUUUCGAGGAAAACCGUGUACCGGUGACGUUCCUGCUGAUGCUCAUCAUUCAGUUCUUCUUGAUCGUAGUCGAUCGAGCGCUCUACCUGCGCAAAAAUAUCAUCGGCAAAAUACUGUUUCAGUUUUUCCUCAUCAUCGGGCUGCACGUGUGGAUGUUUUUCGUCCUACCGGCCACAACCGAGCGUAGCUUCAACGCGACCACCCCUCCAAUCCUCUACUACACGAUCAAGUGCUUCUAUCUUCUGUUUUCGGCCUAUCAAAUCCGGUGCGGCUAUCCGGCGCGCAUUUUGGGCAACUUCCUGACGAAGGGCUUCACGAUGGCCAACUUUUCCGGCUUCAAACUGUUCAUGACGGUCCCGUUUUUGUUCGAACUGCGCACGCUAAUGGACUGGAUCUGGACCGACACCUCGAUGACGCUGUUCGAUUGGCUUAAGAUGGAGGACAUCUUCACGAACGUGUACCAGCUGAAGUGUAUGCGCCAACUGGAGGAAGAUUUACCAGCUCCGCGCGGCCAAAAGAAGGGCGCGAUGGUGAAGUACCUGAUGGGUGGUGGCAUGAUGUUGGGCAUCAUCUUUCUCAUCUGGUUCCCGCUGGCGCUGUUUGCGUUCAGCAAUGCGGUAGGUGAACCGAACAUACCGUACGAUGUGUCGGUCACGUUGCGCAUAGGACCGUACGAACCGGUGUACAUGAUGAGCGCACAGGAUAACAAUAUUCAUGGGUUAACGGAAGAAAAUUGGGGCAACUUUACGGCCCCGUACGGAACGGAACGUACGGCCCUUACCUUCCUUUCUAACUAUGAACCGGCCGACAUAGCGGCCGUCAAACUUGGUGCCAAUUCAACUACCAUCUGGAACAUAUCACCGCCGGAUCGCGAACGGUUGCUGAACGAUCUGAAGUCGAACGUGACACUCACGUGCCGUUUCCGGUACACGAUCAGCCGGGUGUCACAUUCGAAGGAAAAUCCGGGCAUCGUUUCGGAGGAGCGAGGGUUCGAGCUCGGUCCGGGACCAGCCCGUGAUUCACUGGUCAAGAUGCUGACGGGCGACACGGAAGAGGUGGUGGUGCUGCCAAAUUUGAUGCCAAAGUUUUUACGAGUCCAAAACAGUGGCUCAGUGAAACCGAUUCAUCAGUUGAUCAAAAAUGUUAACUCGGACUCGGACGAUGCCAACUACCGCCAUCUGAAACUGCGAUUGCUUCAGACCCAGGUCGAAAACACGAUACCGAUGCAGUGGUGGGAAUCGCGCGAAGACUGCAGUGACACGCUGUACGAGAAGUAUCUGGCCCGGCUACCGUACGCGGAUUGCGCCAAUUAUCUGGUGAUGUACAUGUUCAACGACAAGAUUUUCCCCAGCACUAUCAGUUCCAUCGCCGCCGGAGGCAUCAUUGGCAUUUACUCCACGAUGAUUCUUGUGUUCUCGCGCAUGCUUCGCACGAGUAUCUUCUCCGGUGCGAGUUCCAAAAUUAUGUUCGAAGAUCUACCGUACGUCGACCGGGUGGUGCAGCUCUGCCUGGACAUCUAUCUGGUGCGCGAGUCGUGCGAGUUCACCCUCGAGGAGGAUCUGUUUGCGAAACUGCUCUUCCUCUACCGCUCACCGGAAACGAUGAUCAAGUGGACGCGACCGAAAAACGAAGAAGGUGGCGACGAUGAAACGGACACGAUGGCUGACGUUCCAACGUCUCACCCGAAACAGGAAUAGACGGUUCCGGUCUCCGCAAGCC
Molecule: messenger RNA, 8983 nt
Organism: Anopheles cruzii
Lineage: Eukaryota; Metazoa; Arthropoda; Insecta; Diptera; Culicidae
Gene: Piezo
Product: piezo-type mechanosensitive ion channel component
Exons: 30
Coding region: 1-8961 (2986 amino acids)
Source: RefSeq, a predicted model, not a curated record